Molecule: messenger RNA, 1364 nt
Organism: Octopus sinensis (East Asian common octopus)
Lineage: Eukaryota; Metazoa; Mollusca; Cephalopoda; Octopoda; Octopodidae
Product: ER membrane protein complex subunit 7
Exons: 3
Coding region: 30-743 (237 amino acids)
Cellular component (GO): EMC complex
Molecular function (GO): carbohydrate binding
Source: RefSeq, a predicted model, not a curated record
GUGUUUCCGGUUCCUUGACGUCACUAAAUAUGGCCGCGUCCGCUGUCAUGUAUUUUCAUUUGAAGCUGUAUUUUAUAUUAUUAUUAUUUGUCAGUUGGUCGUGCAAUGCAACCGAAUCAGUCUUAGAAGAACCUACAGUUUCUUCUCCACAACUUACAAAUAAUAUUGGCCACAAAAUUGAUGGACGUGUAGAGGUUCUAUCUGCUUCUGAUAAAAGCUGGAUGCCUCAUAUCAAAAUUUUGGUGGAUGGAGGAGAAUAUACAGGCUUCUUAAAAACUGAUGGAACUUUUACAGUUGGAGCUCUACCAUCUGGUUCAUAUGUUGUAGAAAUCCAUCAUCCUGCAUAUCUGUUUGAACCAGCACGUGUUGAUAUCAGCUCAAAGGGUAAAAUACGAGGUCGUAAAGUAAAUAACCUUCAGCCUGGUUCAUUAAAAACAAUAGCCUACCCUUUAGAAUUCCGGGAGCGAGGAAAAGCUAACUACUUCCAGAUGCGAGAGCAAUGGCGUAUGACAGACUUCCUGUUUAACCCAAUGGUUCUGACUAUGGUUUUGCCAUUGCUUAUUAUUAUGGUGCUACCAAAGAUGAUGAAUGCCGCUGAUCCUGAUACUCAAAGAGAGGUCCAAACUCAAAUGAAUGCUCUUAAUGCCAAACAGAGUUUACCAGACAUGUCUGAGUUUUUUACAUCUUUAUUUUCAGAUGGCAAGAAACCUAUAAAAUCCAAAUCAUCUUCUAAGAAAAGAUGAGAGUUACAAGUUAAGAGCAUUGAUUAGACAUUUAAAAGGUUAAGAAAUAAUAAUAAAGAUUUUGUUCUCAAAAUUUAUCUUAAAGAAUAUUAAAAAUACAGUUUUUUUUCUCUAUUCAUUAACUCCACAUAUAUUCAAUUUCGUAUACUGUGAUUUAUAAAGCCUUAUCUCUGAAUUUAGCUAUUUAUUUGAAUUUCAAAGGCAUUGAUUUGUUGCCUGAUAAUUUUUUAAAUGAAGAAAAAGGAAAAAGAAAAAAGUAUUCAAUAAAAAUUUAAAAGUAAAAAAAAAUCAUUAAAUUUUGGGGAAUAAAAUAGAAAAAGAAUAUUCUUUAAAAAAAUUAAAUAAAUAAAUUUUAUUAACUAUUUAAUUGUUUUAGCUUUACAAGUAGAUCUUGAAGUAGGUGGUUCACAAGAUGUUUUUCAAUUGUGACCAGAUGUGUUCACAGCAAAUAUUCUUUUGUUUUAUUUAUACAUUUUUGUAGUGUAUGUCUCUGAACAAACGUUAUACGAGGCAAACUGGUAAGAUUGUUAUUGCACGUUGAUUGUAGACUCGACUAUAAUAUCACUAUGUGAAGUCAUAAAUAAAGAUUAUUUUAUUUAUAUCACGCAAGUGUGAUGAAAA